Cadophora gregata is the source of this 1072-nucleotide messenger RNA. RefSeq lists its product as uncharacterized. The record is from RefSeq and is a predicted model, not a curated record. The transcript is spliced from 2 exons. Bases 73 to 1041 code for a protein of 322 amino acids. NCBI's taxonomy places the organism in Eukaryota, Fungi, Ascomycota, Leotiomycetes, Helotiales, Ploettnerulaceae.
CUAUCCACCCACACUAAACUAAACACUUUUCGGCCCGGGCCUAUCAUCACCAUACCUUAUACCUUAUACCUUAUGGCUAUCGUGCGCAAGUGGGGCGAGAACCACAUCAACAAAUCCCUGAAGCAAAUCCAUCCAAAUGCUUGGCUUAUUGGUGAUCUCGUACUCUAUCGAUCAACCUUUCCUUCCGAGACAGCUACUUGGAAUGACGAGAGUGAUAAUUCAAGCUAUACACUAACGAAGGCACCUACUCCAUUGCCUUCUGCUACCACACCGCCCGAUAGCCCCUAUAUCAAGCUGGUUCAUGAAGCUGGCGAUGCCUCUGUUGUCUGGUCUAUAGGAAAUAAUGCCUUGUGCAAAGUCAGGUACAUCGAGGAGGGAGUCACACCUGAGUCAGUCACGUUGGAUUUUGUCCGAGAUCAACGACCUAGUUUCGAGGUACCGAAGGUUCUUCACCAUGCUUUCGGUAAUGACCGAUCCUACCUCUUUCUCCAGAGAGUUCCAGGCCGGACCUUGGACGCUGCCUGGCCAACUUUGAACGAAUACUGGCGUCGCCACUAUGUGAACGCUGUGGUUAACGUCUGUAAGGAAAUGGCACAGUGGAAAGGGCAUGUUUUUGGCGGUGUGGACGGUCAAAACAUCCCUGAGCGAUACCUCCUCAAGCCCCACGCUGUUGAGGAUUUCAACUCAGCUCAUCUUCAGGCAACAUGUGAGGGUAUGGGUAUGGACUGUGCAAACCUCGUCUUCAGCCAUGCUGACCUUGGACCCACGAAUAUCAUCGUAGAGAAUGAGCCGAAUGCCGGGAAAGUUGGGAUUAUCGAUUUCGAAAUUGCUGGCUACUUUCCUCGAAGCUGGAUCAGGACUAAGUUUCGGAUAUCCAGUGGAAUGGAUCUCUCCCGUUCUGUCACUGAUGACCCGUACUGGUGGAGAAGAGAAGUUCAAAUCGCGCUUGGAGCCAACGGAUUUGACGACGUCCGAAAGGCUUGGGAAGAUUGGCGGAGACUUCUGGAAGACAGACACGGUUACCGCCCUCACAUAGAAUAGUCCUUGUCUUCACGAUAGAAAAUGUAUCCCA